Penicillium verrucosum is the source of this 798-nucleotide messenger RNA. Its product is annotated as glycoside hydrolase family 128 protein. Gene Ontology annotation, biological process: fungal-type cell wall polysaccharide metabolic process. The transcript has a single exon. Bases 1 to 798 code for a protein of 265 amino acids. Lineage: Eukaryota; Fungi; Ascomycota; Eurotiomycetes; Eurotiales; Aspergillaceae. The record is from RefSeq and is a predicted model, not a curated record. Gene Ontology annotation, cellular component: fungal-type cell wall.
AUGGUCUCUUUCACCAAGCUUUUCACUGCCGGCCUCGUCGCCACUUCGACUAUGGCCGCCCCCAUGGAGGCCAAGCGCAGCACUUCCGGCAAGCGCGGCGCCGCCUACAACGACGUCAGUAGUGUGUCUGCUCUGACCAGUGGUGGCACCAUCUCAUGGGCCUACAACUGGGCCGGCUCCCUCUCUGGCGCGCUCCCCUCAAACAUCGAGUUCGUCCCUAUGCUCUGGGGCCCUAAGAUGUUCGGUGGCUGGGUGACUGCCAUCGAGACCGCUUUGUCUAGCGGCAGCAGCUACAUUCUCGGAUUCAACGAGCCCGACAUGGCUUCGCAGGCUAAUAUGAGCCCUACGGAUGCUGCCAGCUACUACCAGACCUACAUCACCCCGUGGGCCGGCAAGGCAAAGCUGAUUUCGCCCGCCGUAACCUCCUCUACCUCGCCCGGCUCCGGCCUUGACUGGUUCGAGUCUUUCAUCGGUAGCUGCAGCAGUUGCAGUAUUUCCGGUCUGGCUGUUCACUGGUACGGUGAUACUGCCGACAAUUUCAAGACCUUCAUCACCAAUGCUGUCGACACUGCUUCCAAGCAUGGCCUGACCGAGGUUUGGAUCACUGAGUUUGCUCUCAACUCUGAUAUCAGCGGCGCUGCGGACCCCUCCGCUACUGCUGCUUUCCUUAACGAGGUUAUCCCUUGGUUGGAUUCCCAGACUGGUGUUGCUCGCUACUCUUACUUCAUGUGUGCUGAUAACUACUUGCUCUCCGGCGGCACUCUCAACCAGGCUGGCCAAGCUUACGUCUCUGCGUAA